UUCAAAAUGUUUUAUUUUGAAAUCCAAAUUUGAAUGCUUUGUGAUUUUAUUAACGUUUAAAAGUUGCUCUGUGCGACCAUCAGCAUGAAAUUUCGUUAGUUUUUUCAUUAUUCUUUCGUUACAUUUGGAACAUGCCUUUUCGUUAACUACAUAUUUUGAGUUAAAGUCUUACAGACAAACUUACUAUACCAGAAUAGCAUAUGCAAGGAUUUAUGCCAUCUGUCAAUCUGUUACUGUUACGAACAGCAAACUGUCACGCACUUUUGACUUUCUGAAGCCUCUUUCGAAGCCCUGAUUUCUACUUCACAAUGUUGGUGUUGGUCAUUGGAGAUUUUCACAUUCCCUUCCGAUCAUCGGGACUUCCGGGACAGUUUAAGAAAUUACUCGUACCGGGGAAAAUUCAGCAUAUUAUCUGCACCGGAAAUUUGUGCACGAAAGAGACGCUGGAUUAUUUGCGCAGUCUUGCUGGAGAUGUUCACGUGGUGCGCGGGGACUUCGAUGAGGGUCUAAAUUAUCCCGAGCAAAAGGUUGUUACCGUCGGCCAGUUCCGAAUUGGAGUAUGCCAUGGACACCAAAUCAUUCCUUGGGGUGAUAUGGAGAGCCUGGGUAGUUUACAGCGUCAGCUGGAUGUUGACGUCCUGAUAACUGGGCAUACUCACCAUUUCGAGAGUUUUAACCGCGAUGGGAAACUGUUUCUAAAUCCCGGUACGGCAACCGGAGCGUGGACCGGUUUGAAAGCGGAAGUUAAUCCGUCAUUCGUGCUCCUUGACAUUCAGUCGGCAACUAUCGUGAUAUAUAUCUACCAGCUCAUCGGCGAUGAAGUAAAGGUAGAAAGAGAGGAAUUCCGGAAAGCAGUGUGAUUUUUUAUUACAAUUGAAGUUUAAUGAUUUUUUUGCACCAGUUUAAUCGUGAUUGGCAAUCACUGAUUGCCAUUAAAACAUUUGUACGUUUCUCCAGAUUCCUAUUAAAUUUUGGUAAUUGUGCAUUGUUUUAUUUUUACUUAAUUUAUUUAAUUUUUUUUGUUAAAUGUUCCGAUGUUUUACGUAAUGAAAACGCUUCCGCUCCAAGA
Paramacrobiotus metropolitanus is the source of this 1069-nucleotide messenger RNA. Its product is annotated as vacuolar protein sorting-associated protein 29-like. Gene Ontology annotation, biological process: intracellular protein transport; retrograde transport, endosome to Golgi. The transcript has 4 exons. Bases 309 to 860 code for a protein of 183 amino acids. Gene Ontology annotation, cellular component: retromer complex; endosome. The record is from RefSeq and is a predicted model, not a curated record. NCBI's taxonomy places the organism in Eukaryota, Metazoa, Tardigrada, Eutardigrada, Parachela, Macrobiotidae.